Lizanozyma spartinae is the source of this 1935-nucleotide messenger RNA. RefSeq lists its product as uncharacterized. The transcript has 2 exons. NCBI's taxonomy places the organism in Eukaryota, Fungi, Ascomycota, Pichiomycetes, Serinales, Debaryomycetaceae. The record is from RefSeq and is a predicted model, not a curated record. The coding region runs from base 1 to 1935 and encodes 644 amino acids.
AUGGCACAAGAUCCGACAUCCCUUGUCCAAGGAGUAACUAAUGGAUUAACGAGAGAAAGUAUGGGAUUCCGUACGGCGGGACCCUCUUCAUCUUCAUCUUCAUCUUCGCCGUUUCAAUCUACUUUAAGUCUGAGGAGAACGUCGUCGUUCUUUCCAUCAAGUGGAGUUGGUGGUGGGGGUAAGACUUCAACUUCACAAGGGGCCGGUUUUAAUAAUUUGAUGUCUUCUUCUUCUUCUGGAACGUAUUUCCCAACUUCGGGGUCUACUACAGGUGAAAGCUCCAAUACUCAAACAGAUAUCUUCCUGCUGCUGCCUGAUUUGGUUGCUUUUGGUAAUGGUAAUGGUGUUGCUUUGAAUACUAAUGGAUUUAAUAAUAAUCAACCCCACCACCAAUUCGCUUCACUUACAGUGAAAAGACAUAACAGUUCUCCUUUGAUAGGAACUCUGCUAUCCCAAAUAUCUACAAAUUCACUGUCCAAGUUUUUCAGUUCCACUGUCUCUGUUCCAAACACUGCCGGUUCGACUUCAAAUACGGGGAAUAUCCAAAGUUCUACCGUCUCAACUAGAUCUUUACUGACAUCACAGGUAUCUACGCCUCCGCAUAAUAAUUUGAUUGAUUUUGGAAUGGAUUUGAACACUUCCAUCAAACAUUUGAAUAUUAAUAGUACGCCUCCUUUAGGUUCUAAUGGUAAUGGUAACGGAGACUCUCAGAGUUUAUUUGGAAUGAAUUCGCCAUCUGCUCCGUACCAACCGAUUGGUUCUAUUUGGAAUGAGAAUGUGACAAUUGGUGAUGGUCUGCAUCAUUCUCAUCUGACAGCUUCAUUAUCAAAGACAAAAUUAGGUAAAUUAAAUGAAGAAGAAAAUGAUGAUGAUUUGAAAUUGUUAACUCCACUCUUUACAAAUGAUUUUGAUGAUUUUAAUGAACCACCUACAUCUUCUGGUUCCAGAAACUCGGAAAGUUAUCUGCAAUUCACUCCAUUGACAGCAAGUUCAUCAACUGUAACAACUCCAAAAUCAAGAUAUCAUAACAUUUACAGUUCCAAAGUCAAUAAUACGCCUUCCUUUAUUCCUCGUCAAUUAUAUCUGCUGCAACAUUCCUUUUGCAAUGAAACUACAACUAAUACAAGCACGGCAUCUACAACGCCCAGAUUAUCGGCAAUUUCUUUACCAGAUGACCAUUUGAUAGGAAAUUCAAUAUUACAACCAUUCAUGGAUGAUGAACCAUUUAAUCCACAUCAUCCUUCUGGAUUCGACUCCCUUACACCUGAAAGAGCAGCAUACCCUAUUCCACCAUCAAAUCAGUUGAGAAAUAUUGACGAGAAAGCUGAACGAAUUAUCCAGAGAGAUCAAGAGCACAACAGUGCUAAUCGGAGUUUAAAUAACCAAGAAUCUGCUUCUCUGUCAUGUUCAUCGUCAACAAGUUCUGGGAUAUUUUCGAAUAAAAGUAUUCGGGUAAGAUUACCAGUUUGUACAACUUCUGUCAAAAAUUCAAGAUUAUUUACAGAGAAAAUCAUCAGCAAUCCCUUCAAAUCAUAUAAGGAGGAUUAUUGCUCGACAUUUUACAAAAGAAACCAUCAUGGCUAUAUGUUUGUUCGAGAACCAACAAAUAUAUUAAAAGUUAACACCACGAUGUCCAAACUGUGGGUCCAGAUUAAAAUCAAACUUACUGACAAGCAUAAUGGAGAUCUUAUUUGUAAGAAACUCAAAGUUGAUGUUAAGGAGUUGCCCAUUUGGAAGCCUAUCACUGGUGGUGGUGGUGGAUCGGGAAAUAAUAAUUACUCAGGACAUUCCAAUGGGUCUGGAUCAGGGGCAAUUAAGAGACUGAGGAGACCGGGAUCGCAAAAGAAUGGAGGAUUUAGUGGUGGACGUGGAGGUAAACCAGGGAAUGGAGCCCGUUUUCGAGGUCGUGGAGGAGGAUUUGGUGGACGGUCAUAA